UGUUCGACCAUUAUUUUUAUUGUUAUGUAUUUUUAGUUGUGAUUUCUUGAGUGGUGUUCUUAGUGGCGCUAGUGUGAAAUGUACAGCGCUAAUUAGCAAUCGCGCGAAAUUUAAAUUGAUCGAAUAUCGCUCAGGGAUUUUGUUAUUGUAUUAUAAUUUUGAUUAGGUCUUCUGAAAAAGUGAUCAAAAUAAUUUUAAAUUGAUUUAUACUUGUAUAUUCAAUUCUUUAGUUAUAAUUUAUGAAAUAAUUGAAACAUGUUUGGUUAUCCCAUAAAUUUUGCUUUUUAAUCGUGGUUGUAAUGAUAGUAAUAAUUGAUAUAUCAUGAACUUAAUACUAUGAAAGGACUUUUAUUUUUGGAUAUUUUGAUGAUAAGCCUUUCGGUUUUUCAUAUCACUCAUGGCACCCAUUAUAAACAAACAUAAAAAUUAAUAGCAUCAUAUAUUAAUGUAUUUUUGGAGUAAAAAUAUUUUUAGACGGUGUAUGUAAGACCAUCUGUACAUGUAUAGAUUCUUUGGUACAUGCUUUUGACAUCUAUGAUUGUAAUUGAUUCUAACCUCAACCCUGUGUUGUGUUGAAACACUUUUUGGUUGAAUUAUCAUUAUCAACUACAAUUAUUCAUGAUACGUUAUUAUAAUUAUAAUAAUCAUGUUCGGUUCUUUGAAAAGUAAGUUUCAAACAGUACAAGAUGGAAUUUCAACCAGUUUAAAAGGUUUGUCAAUAGGUGAAAGUUCAAAAGGGAAAAAAACAUCUAACACAUCAAGUAUUGAUAAAAUAAAUUAUAGUGCUGGAGCUGAUCUUUUACAUCAUUUUCAACUUCAGUGGAAUGAAUUACAUGAAUUAGCUGAAGAAAAUGCUACUAAAGCUCAUGAAGUUGAUAUUCUUGUUGGUAAUGUCUAUGAAAAACUUAAUCAACAAUGGAAUAACAUGACUAUAUUAAAUGGAACCUUAGCUACAAUUCCAAAAAUUAAUCACGACAUUCAAAAUCUUAUGGAUCAAAUAGGCUCUAUGGAAGAAGCUUUUGAAGAAGUGGAAGCAGCAUUAUUCAAACUAGAAGACUUGAAUGAAAUUCUCGAAUUACAAAAUAAGCAAUUAGAUCACAGAUUUCAAUUGGCUUUAUACAAAGAAAAAAAACUAUCAGAACUGGAUAAUGUCAGAGCGGCCUUAGCAAGUGAACAUUCGGAGAGAGUACUUCAACAAGAAUUGAAACAACAAAAAAUGUUAAAAGAAAGGCAAGAAACCUUUGAUGAAGUGUUCAGAAAAGAAAUUGAAAAUUAUAAAGCAACGGGAGUUGUUCCAAAAGUAUCAUCAUCUCGAGAAGGUCCAGCAUUAGAAGAAAUAGUUUUGGAAGAAGAUUCCGCAGAUUUUGAUGAAUUUUUGCAAAGUUAAAGUAAAUAUCAGUCCAUUUAUUAUCUAAUUCAUCAAACUAUAAAAUAAUAAAUAUUUGUGUUUGGAGGAAAUUGAAGAAUUUUAAUAAUAUA
Chelonus insularis is the source of this 1479-nucleotide messenger RNA. RefSeq names its product Dysbindin (gene Dysb). NCBI's taxonomy places the organism in Eukaryota, Metazoa, Arthropoda, Insecta, Hymenoptera, Braconidae. Gene Ontology annotation, biological process: negative regulation of protein kinase activity. Bases 647 to 1387 code for a protein of 246 amino acids. Gene Ontology annotation, cellular component: cytoplasm. The record is from RefSeq and is a predicted model, not a curated record. The transcript has 5 exons.